Aureobasidium pullulans EXF-150 is the source of this 429-nucleotide messenger RNA. RefSeq lists its product as uncharacterized. The transcript has 2 exons. Lineage: Eukaryota; Fungi; Ascomycota; Dothideomycetes; Dothideales; Saccotheciaceae. The record is from RefSeq and is a predicted model, not a curated record. The coding region runs from base 1 to 429 and encodes 142 amino acids.
AUGUCUUGCACCAUCAUCGACUUCGCCAACUACGUUAGCGACGGCGACUCUCGCCUCUGGCCAACCCUAGGCCCUAACCAAGGCCAACGUCAAGCUCAGCCUCUCGCUCCCCUGCUCGUGGUCCUCAGAGACUACAUCCUAGCCCACCAUGCCUUGGAAUUCGUGCCCUUCAACGGCAGUCUUCGCGUCCUGAACCUGCCCCCGGGCUACAUCGCCACGGUGUAUACCAACGCCAAAGGCAGGCCUGUCCAUACCUGCCACGGCCAUCCCCGUGGAGGUCAAUGGACCUCCUUUGUCAGCUUCAUCCCCCACAUCAUCGCAAUCUUGCGUGGUGAUGUUGCUCGUUGUGGUUGCGUGCUCUGCGGUCGCUACCGUGGCCAGGGUACCCCGGCUCGCAAGCUCCCCCGCCCCUUCUGGCAGAUCCGCUAG